This is a messenger RNA of Olea europaea var. sylvestris, 347 nucleotides long. RefSeq lists its product as uncharacterized. The record is from RefSeq and is a predicted model, not a curated record. Lineage: Eukaryota; Viridiplantae; Streptophyta; Magnoliopsida; Lamiales; Oleaceae. The annotation marks the transcript as partial. The transcript has 3 exons.
CUGCAUUGCCUCAAGGAUCAUAGUUCACCAACCUUAGAUUUGUCUGAUAUACAUAGACAAGCAACUGCAUGUACAAGAUUGGCUGAAUCCACAUCCGUAGGUGCAAAGUCUACUGAUGAAGUUCUUCGUGAAUUAACCGAUGAGUCUGGUCAGUUUACUGUCCUCCCUGUAUCCGCUGAAAGUGCCGGAUUGUUACCAAACCGAAAAGAUGACUUAAAGGGAUCUGACAUACUAUUGGAGGCAGUACUGGAGGCUGAUGUAGCACGCAAUGCAAAAGGUUUUUUCUCACAGCCUCAAAACCAGAAAAUUGAAUGAAAAGGUGUUGAGCAUGAGUAGAUUAGGAGGAG